Molecule: messenger RNA, 3756 nt
Organism: Dimorphilus gyrociliatus
Lineage: Eukaryota; Metazoa; Annelida; Polychaeta; Dinophilidae
Source: the annotation of a GenBank genome assembly
GAACUAUUCUAAUUUAACAAUAAAAAUUAUCGGAUCGGAGCAUGUAAGCUUUCAGGAUAAUUCCAGUUUGGAUUAUCAAAUUAAAUGGAUUUUAAAAGUGUUUUUCGACGAUAGUUUCAACAAUUCCGUUGAAAUUAAUAGAACUUCUGCUGUCAAUCAAACAAUUACAAUUAUUGAAGAACAACUUAUUAACUCUUCUUAUAUUCUUACAUUUUCAAAUUUAGCUAAUAUCGUUAAAUUCAUUCUACAAGGAACUGCUUACUUCAGAAUUACUGAUGAGGUUGAAUGGGCUUAUCCUAUAACUCAUCCUAAUUUUACUGUCUAUGGACAAUCAACCAAUGGAAAUUUUUCGGAAAGUUUGCUUUUGACAGAUUUGAGAUAUGGAAGUUUCCCAAACAUGCAAACAUUAAUCGACGGCUACGAACUGGUAAAAUCCGGACAAAAGCUGAAUUCUAACGUUACCGUUAAGGUUGAUCGUGGAAAGGGAAUAGUAAGAAUUGACUUUAUAAGUGGUUUUUACGCUCAUUGGCAACCUGAAUCGACUAUAUUAAAAUCACAAGCAAUUGAAUCGACUGGACUAAAUCCAUUUGUUUUCUCGAGGCAUACACAUUCUUUCGAGUAUUUUAAUAGAUAUGAUCAACAUUGGUUCAGCACUAAUACCAAAAUCAAAAGACCAGCUGAUAACCCCGAACCCGAAGGUAUUAUACGGGUCGAAGGACUUUUUAGGAUUGAAGAUUAUCGUAGACUGGCAAACCAAACAAAAAUCUGGAUGAAUAUUGCUGUAAAUGUAAACGGUAUGAUAUGGAUAGGAAGAAUGGGUUCAAGAUUUUUCGACUCUCCGAAUAGAGUUUCAAAUUUUGAUACUCAAUUAUAUGUUGUUGAUCAACGACUUGAAAAUAACAGACAAGUUGUCAAGACAAUUCUCCAUGUUACUCAUUUACCAGCAUCUGAAGCCUAUGGAUCUAACUAUACUCUUACGUUUUACGGACUACCAGGAACGACUUUCGGUCAAUUCGUACAAUCCGGUAGAAGUGCACGCUCCACGUCAAACAAACAAUAUUCAGAUUGUUUUUCUAUAAGAAUUCCGACUCUCGUCUUUGCAGAUAUAGUUCACGUUCCUUUCGAAUUUUCAUUCCCUUUAAAUUAUUCUCUUGGUGGAGAUCUAACAACCUAUAUAGGAGUUGCAGAUAUCUACUCGUACGUUGAUAGUUUUAAUAGAAGUGAACUGUUGAAAUUCGAUAGUAUGUUCUUAAUUAUUCCUAUAAUAGUCCUAUUACCGCCCCCAAAGAUCACUGAUUUUAGCAGUUUAGAAGAUCAGGAAUGGCGGCAAAUUUUCAAUAAAUCUAUCGAGGGUCACGGAAAUAGUAGCGUUAUGCUAAGAGGGAAUCAUUUAUAUAUCUGCAAGAAAGAUAGCGAAAUGAGAUUAAGAAAGAACAGAUGUUUCCUCCAACUGCAAGAUAAAGGAAGAUUCGAGGGUAAUUUGCAAAUUGUUUCAAGGUUGAUUGUAAAAAAAGCCGUUCAAUCUAUAGCCGUUGAUUCACAAAUCGGAACUAUACUCUAUAAGCAUAAAACUGAAGAUCUAUUCAUAGCUACAACUAAUAAUGGACGAACGUGUCUCAGAGGUGAAAAUUCCGGCACAUACUGGGCUGCUGAUAAUUGUCGAAUCUUAUCAGACUUUAUUGCAUCUGAUUGGGAAAAGUCUGCUCAAGUUAAUGCUCACGAUAUGAAUCGAUACUUUAUCAGAAAUGAAGUUGUAACGGAUAGCUAUUUAAGUGCUCAGUGCAAGAAACAAGUUCUUUCCUUCAACAAUCGUGACUGUGAAUUUAACGGCCUGACUGGCUGGCAAACAGUAGGCACGAACUCAUCUCUUAAUAGGACUGAAGAAAAGAGAAGAUCAGGCGUAAGCAGUUGUAAGCUUGAUGGUAUUAUGAAACAGAAAAUUUCAGUAUCGUAAGUAUUAAUAGUCAAUAAGUUAAAAAGCUUAAGUAUUGAUACACGAACAAAUAGAUCACUCGAAUUACUAGUGUCUGUGUAUAGUCAACCAAUCGACAAUCACUUACAGGUCAAUUAUGGAAUGACAGCUGUGGUUAGUAGUUUUAAUAAACAAAAGUUCAAUAGAUACAAAUUAGUCAACUUUUUUUGUAAUAAUCGUGCUUCAUAAUAAUUGUAAAUUUCAUUCUUAUGAAUAAUCUAAAUUAUUACGUAUCAGGCAAAAACUGCAAGUGAAGAACAUAUUGUGACCACAAGUUUUGAUUCGUCCCAGAAAAAGUGGCAUAAACGAAGUAUUCAUUUCGAAACAGAUUCGAAAAUGGUAAGUCUAGAAUUACAGAUUCAAGGUUCUGCAUAUUUCGAUGAUAUUCAUGUGGUGUCGUUGGAAAAGAGUGAAUCUUCAAUUUGUUUGACGUCGUAAGUGUUGAAAAUAAAUUUAUUCAAGCAACGCAAAAAUGCAUAGUUACUUUAAUCGCUCUACAUUUGAAACAAAAAUUUGUGUCGACACUUUAGUUUUUAUUUACUACGGAGGAAAAAAUUACAUCCGAACUUAUGAAAAAAAACAGAACAUCAAACCGGACAGUAGUUCAGAUAUACCUGUUAAAUUAGGUAGUAAAUUAAGUUCUAUCCAACUUUGCAAUGAUUUCUUCUUCCAAUAAAUCCGACAUAUCAUUAGCUUGAACCUCCAAGGAUAAACCCUCCAAUUUUCUCUUAAGAGCAUCCUUCGAUGACGCUAUUAACAUCUUUCGCUUGAUUGGUGCAUUAUCAGGUGCCCUGUAGAUAAGUGACAAAAGAAAAUUACAAAUUUAGUCUUUUAAACAACCAGACUUAAUAAACGAUCAAAGUAUUUAAAUUACUACAAAGCACUUGCAAAGCUGGCCAAGUAAAUACAUUUUAUCAAGAUGUUGGCAGUAAACGAGCUUGAACGCGAGAACGGCAGGUUUUGGCAACUUAUAUCAUUCGUAUAUAUAAAUGGGCUUGUAAAUAAAAUAUCUUUCUUAUUAAAUUCUCUCCUAGCAAUCAUUAAGCCUUUAAGAGAUACUAAAGUAAUAAAAAAGACUCCCCUAAGUUAAUUUAGUUUCUUAAAAUAUUAUCAAUAAAAUAUGAGUCAUUUUACGCAGAAACGGUAGCCGUUGUUUUACUCUUUUUAAAAUGAGUUCAGUGUCAAAUAUACAAGAUAUAUUGUAUCAAACGCUGAGUAGUGUAAACUUUAUUCUCUUUAUAUGUAAAGCUAUUUAAAACACUCGACCUUUGGUAAAGAAUAGCUUUUUUUCAGGAAAGCUUGUAGAUAAUACUCUCCGUGGUUGUUUACAAUUGAAAUCACAACCACAAGUAUCUAAAUAUAAUAAUUGAAUGCAUUAAUUUAAUGUUGGAUGCAUUGCGGUAAAUUGAACGAAUAAAAAAUUGUGAAAAGCUUUUAUCGUAUUCUACCAUUUUUAAUUGGGAAAUCCCAGAUAUUAUCGGUAAUGAUUCACCAAGUCUGUUAAGAUUGAUUUUAAACGAAUUUUUUUAAAAAUUAGACCAAUGACCUAGUCGGGUCAGUGGGGCGGUAACGCCAACAUCUUAGGUGAUCCCAAGAACAUCCGCCAUUUUAAAAUUAAAGUUAAAUAGUAAAUUAAGGCUUACCAGUGAACGAAUAUGACUUUUUCUUGUUUCGCUCCAUCAGACUUCUUAUUAAAAUGGAAGUCGACUACAGCAUAGCGUACAUCGCAAGGUGGAAGUUGGUCAGUAAAAUCCUUCCAUGCGAAGCCAUCGUAAUUCUUUUUU